Molecule: messenger RNA, 852 nt
Organism: Symbiodinium pilosum
Lineage: Eukaryota; Dinophyceae; Suessiales; Symbiodiniaceae
Source: the annotation of a GenBank genome assembly
AUGCCGCGCUGUCAUGUGUCGCUAGGUCUUCCAUACGAUUUCGGAGAUUCCGACUUUCUCUACUCGCCCUCCUGCGAGCGCACUGAGCAGCUGUACUGUCCCCCAGGCCUACCGGUGGCCUUGCAGCUGACGCUGAAGGCAGCCAGUCGGUCUGCCACGGUCUGGGCUGCCAUGUUGGAAGGACUAAUCCCGGGCAUCGUUGCUGCGCGCCGCACGUUGGGAGUUGCCCUGAGUUCGGACAAAGGAAGCAACAUUGCACGGUGGGUGCAGGAGUGGAUUGAGCAUGAAGAGAUGCGUCUGGGCUGCCCCGCAGACCUGGCGAUGUUCUCCAUCUCGAGGAGCUUGCACAUGCUGGACGAUGCCAGGAUAGGCCUUCCCAUGGCGCUGUGCCCAACCUGCUGCCUCCACGGGUACGGCCGGCUAAGGGUGAUCUUCAUCCGGGAUCCCUUCGCAAGGAUGUCCAGCUUCUUCCAUGGCUACUGGUCGCACAGGAAAGGCCACCUGCUACCCCCGGGUUCCUUCACUCCAUUUGAGACCUGGAUUCACAUGAUUCUGAGCCCAAAUGCAUCGGCCUCUCCCCUCUUUGAAGCCAGCGACCUGGAUCAUGUCCGCCCUGCUCUGGACAAGCCGCUGCCAAGCAACCACCGGCAGGUGGUCUUCUGCAUUGAGGACGUCGAAAAGUCGGUGCGGCGGGUGGAAGACGCGCUCUGCAGGGGAUUCCAACACUGCACUCCGUUGCCGAGCUUUCCUGCGGUGAAGCGCACGAAGAGGAAGCCACAGAUGAGUACCGCGGUGGCAGGCCUGAUUCGUGAGCGCUUCCGCUUUGACUACGAAGCUCUGGCCUCUUGCUAA